Messenger RNA from Erythranthe guttata (spotted monkey flower), 646 nucleotides. RefSeq names its product Thioredoxin superfamily protein. The record is from RefSeq and is a predicted model, not a curated record. Lineage: Eukaryota; Viridiplantae; Streptophyta; Magnoliopsida; Lamiales; Phrymaceae.
UCAAAGCAAGUCCCCAAUUUUCUAAAUAUAUAUAUAUAUGGAGAGAGUAAGAGAGUUGGCAUCGAAGAAAGCUGCAGUGAUAUUCACGAAAAGCACGUGCUGCAUGUGCCACAGCAUAAAGGCAUUGUUCUACGAUUUAGGGGCGAGUCCAGCUGUGCACGAGCUGGAUCAAGAAACGAGGGGAAAAGAAAUGGAGUGGGCUUUGAGAGGUAUUAUGGGCUGCAAUCCUACGCUGCCAGCUGUUUUCAUCGGUGGAGAAUUCAUCGGCUCUGCCACGGAUGUUAUAUCCCUUCAUGUUGAUGGUUCACUAAAGCAGAGGCUCAUUAAUGCUAAGGCUAUUUGGUUCUAGUUUUUUUUAUUAACAGUGAAAAGAAAAGAAAAAAAAUCUUCAGUAGCAUGAUCUAUAUAUAUAUACCAGUGAAGCUCGCGAGUUUUAGUUUAAUGGCUUCUCUGGUUUUCUGUCGAACUUUUGUAACCAUGGGCUUAAAGUCCACUUUUUGGUGACUUUUGCUUUACUGAAGAAAUCUGACUUAAUCAAAGCUUUGCUGUAUUAAAUUUUCUUAUGCCUUAAAAACUCACAGAAGCUUAUGUGUUUUAAAUUUUAACCUAAAUAUUGCACAUUCAAAUUUAUAUGGAUGAAAAUUAA